Molecule: messenger RNA, 3219 nt
Organism: Thalassophryne amazonica
Lineage: Eukaryota; Metazoa; Chordata; Actinopteri; Batrachoidiformes; Batrachoididae
Gene: dab2ipa
Product: DAB2 interacting protein a
Exons: 18
Coding region: 60-3146 (1028 amino acids)
Biological process (GO): regulation of GTPase activity
Source: RefSeq, a predicted model, not a curated record
CCUCCAUCCUGAUCUUCCCGGCUUCAGAUGGAUCUUUUUCCCAGCAUGCUCGGUGUGUGAUGCAGCAGCAGUUUGGCAACAGUCAGGAGUCCUUGCUAAGCACUGGCUGUGUGUCCUUACUGGAACUCAGUAUGGACCAAUCAGUGAUAAUCAAACCAGUCCACUCCUCCUUACUGGGCCAGGACUACUGCUUUGAGGUGACGACGUCAACAGGAACCAAGUGUUUCUCGUGUCGCUCAGCAGCAGAGAGGGAUAAAUGGAUGGAGAACCUGAGAAGAGCCGUUCAUCCCAACAAAGACAACAGCAGGAGGCUGGAGAAUGUUCUGAUGGUUUGGGUCAUUGAGGGCAAAGACCUACCUGCUAAGAAGAGGUACUUCUGUGAGCUGUGUCUAGAUGAUAGCCUGUACGCCAGGACGUCCUGUAAGCUGAAGACAGAUACCAUCUUUUGGGGUGAGCGUUUUGACUUUAGCAGCCUGCCGUCCAUCUCCACCAUGACCCUUCACCUCUACAAAGACACAGAAAGGAAGAGGAAGAAGGACAAGAGCAGCUAUGUGGGAUUGGUCAACAUCCCUGUGGCCUCUGUGACGGGCAGGCAGCUGGUGGAGAAGUGGUACUCGGUGAGCACGCCCAGCAGCAGCCGAGGAAAGUCGUCAGGUCCAUCAGUGAGGAUCAAAGCUCGUUAUCAGAGCAUCAUCAUCUUGCCGAUGGAGCAGUACAAAGAGUUUGCAGAGUUUAUCAGCUCCAACUACCUGCUGCUGUGCAGCAGCUUGGAAGCGUCCAUCAGCCUGCGAGCCAAAGAGGAGCUCGCUGCAGCACUGGUCCACAUCCUACACAGCACAGGCAAGGCUAAGGACUUCCUCACAGAUCUGAUGAUGUCAGAAGUGGACCGUUGCAGAGAGAAUGACCAGCUGAUCUUCAGGGAGAACACACUGGCAACAAAGAGCAUUGAAGAAUACCUGAAGCUUAUUGGACAAAAGUACCUGCAGGAUGCACUGGGGGAGUUCAUCAAGGCUCUUUAUGAGUCCGAUGAGAAUUGUGAAGUUGACCCAUCUCGCUGUGCCGCCUCUGAGCUUGCAGAGCAUCAAGCCAACCUGAGGAUGUGUUGCGAACUGGCUUUCUGCAAGAUCCUGGACUCGUACAGGGUGUUUCCCAGAGAGCUGAAGGAGGUUUUUGCCUCAUGGAGACAAGAGUGUGGUAACCGGGGGCGACCAGACAUCAGUGAACGCCUCAUCAGUGCCUCGCUCUUCCUGCGUUUCCUUUGUCCGGCUGUGAUGUCACCAUCACUGUUUGACCUGAUGCAAGAAUAUCCUGAUGAGCGCACUGCGAGAACGCUGACCCUCAUCGCCAAGGUCAUCCAGAACCUCGCCAACUUCAGCAAGUUUGGCACUAAAGAGGAGUACAUGCUCUUCAUGAAUGACUUUGUGGAGCGACAGUGGAGCAGCAUGCAGCGGUUCUUGCAGGAGAUCUCAAACCCAGACAGCCUGAACCACACUGCAGGCUUUGAUGGCUACAUUGACUUAGGCCGAGAGCUGUCCAGUCUGCAUACCCUGCUAACCGAACUAGACCAGUCCUCGCUGAUGAAGCUCGGCCCUCUUCCUCGCAUCCUGAGGGAGGUCUCAGUCGCUUUGGCUAACCCAGUGGGUGGGGCUAAUCCUGGGGGUGUGACUGUAUCAUUUCCCGAGUCUCAACAUGCGGUUUCUCCGCCUCCUGUGUCUCUGCCACUCUCUCCUCCACUGGCAUCCUGUAAUCCAUCGGUGGGCCUGCAGGGUGGCGUUGGACUGGACGGCAGUUCGGUAGAUUUCACAAGACUUCCUUCUCCUACUCCAGAAAACAAAGACUUGUUCUUUGUCACCAAAGGAUCCAGCCUGCAGCCUACAGCAGGGCUCCAGGGGUCUCCAGCACCAAGCUCCUCCUACUCAGAACCCAAUGAGAAUGAGCCGGGGUUUGAACUGACCAAUGGUGGCCAGAGGGAGGGGCCUGAGCUGACCACGGAGAGCCGCAGUCUUUCUCUGGUUGACCUGCAGGACUCCUCCCCAAGUGACGGCCUGGAUGACAGUCAAUGGCAACGCAGAACUGGACUCCUCCCCCUCUCUUUUCAGAACCCUGUUUAUCACAUGACAACCACAUCGCCACGGCAACCUCAGUCUCAGAAUGAUGCCACGCCAUCUGACAGCUCCGUCGGGUCUCAGGGCAAUGCCGACGAGAAGAACGCCAUGAUGACCAAGUCGGCUUUCCUGACCCAGAUGUCUGUUGGGUUGGGAGGAGGUGAACGGGGAGAGAGGAUGUCAGCGCUGUCGAGCAGCAGCAGCGGAGAGGAGUAUUCCCGGCGGGCGCUCUCCCUCUCUGAGCCACUUCCAGGAAGUUCUGCCCCCCCUCGCCAGAACUCAUCAGGCCCUCAGCGUCGCAUUGACCAACCACCUCCCCCAUCCUCUGCUCCACCGGGACCACCUCGCGGUCGAACACCUCCCACCAUGGUCCUUGGUGGGGGGAGCGCCGCCUAUCCACCUCGCCCUGCAUCUGGCAGUAUGAUGUCUUCAAGCCCUGAUUGGCCAAGCAGCAGCCAGUCACGGCUCAGGCAGACAUCAUCAUCCUCUAAAGGAGACAGCCCAGAAAAAAGACCUGCUACCAAGGCUCCUCUUUCUACUGGAUCUGGACUGGGUUUAGAUUCUUUCUCAUUCUGUGUUCAGUACCACCAGGAGAUCGCUUUGCUACAAGAGAAGCUAAGAGUCGCAGCACUGAGGCAAGAAGAGUGUGAAGCCAGACUGCUGGUCCAAGACCAGCAGAACCAACGCAUGCUGCAAGAGUACCAGGUCAGGCUGGAGGACACAGAAAGCAGACUGAGGAGACUCCAAGACGACAAAGACCUCCAGAUGAACAGCAUCAUCAGCAGGUUGAUGGCUGUGGAGGAAGAACUGAAGAAAGACCACAAUGACAUGCAGGCUGUGGUUGACUCCAAACAGAAGAUCAUCGAGAACCAGGAGAAGAGGAUCGCCAGUCUGGAUGCUGCUAACAGUCGUCUGAUGGCAGCGUUGACUCAGCUGAAAGAACGCUACGGUGUGACAACACAACGCAACGGCCUGUCACCGAGCAACACCUCGUCCCUGCAGAUCACCGAGAACGGAGAAUUCCGCAACUCUGGGAACUGAGUGUGCAACAAUGGCGACAUGCUGCUGAGCUCUGAUUGGCUGUGACUGCAGCGGGGGAGAAGGGGUGUGUCUG